Molecule: messenger RNA, 1767 nt
Organism: Musca domestica (house fly)
Lineage: Eukaryota; Metazoa; Arthropoda; Insecta; Diptera; Muscidae
Exons: 2
Coding region: 542-1339 (265 amino acids)
Source: RefSeq, a predicted model, not a curated record
UUGUUUUGUAAAAAAAAAUCCCAAAAAGUUUAAAAAUAUUUGAAAAUAAACUCAAAAUAUUUUUUUCGAACUGAUAUUCUGCUGUUUAUCAUAAAAUAAUCCUGCCCUCCUCAAAUCCGUUAUAAUCCUUACUAAAUGCCAACCGUUUAACACGAAGUGUACACCCAAACGAAGAAAAUCCCAGCAAGCAACCUUUCAUAUUUGAUAACAAUCUGGGUAUUCAAUUUCUCCUUUUCGAAAGAAAAAGGAUAUCGGAGAGGUGGCAAACAACAAGACGUAUCCAUAAACCAACACCAAACAAUUCUCACACCAAAAAGGGUGGUCUUCUCUCUCUCUCUCUGUUCCGGGUAUCCAUGACAUGCACAAAAAGGGAAAAUGUCAUGUCGAAGUUAAUCCCUUGGGCCUAACCUAACACACAACGGAGCAACCACAAACUGUUGUGCCGUGUUGGCAAACACACAAGGACAACAACAAGGAGCAGCGAACAACAUCUCACUUGUCAAUUCCUGAAAUAGGAUACCAAAAUCCAACCAAAGCUAAUAUGGCAACAACUCAAUACAAAUCUUCUAGAUUUAUUAUUCUGGCCUUGAAAGAACAAGACAUGGCCACCGCAUCCCUUCAACCGCAAGGAUACAAAUCAAAAUCACAAGUUUUCGAAACCGACGAUGAUGAACGCCACUUAAAUUGUCAGCUACAAAUGGCAGAAACUUUCAACACCGCCAGCUCAUAUGUUAAUGCUGGCGAUGAUGACAAAAGAAAUGUUCUAAAGGAUCGUAAGGAUGUUCUUUGGCAGCAACAUUCAGGGGAUGUGCAAUUGACAAGAAUAAAUCAAGUCAACCGCCACCAGAUUGCUAUGCCACAAUGUUGCCCAAACAACAUUGACAACUAUCAACGCUUGUCCCUGUCCCAACAUCAUUGCCAGGAAUCUGGUUAUGUUCUUUACUUAUUCGAAGUUCUGCCAACAUGCCAUGCAAAAAGCCCAAAGGAUAACAGAUUGCAACGACAUGCAUCCACAAACUACCCAGGACAUGGAAAGUCUGCGACAAAUGUCUCUUCGCAUCCAUCAAUGCAAGCGAAUGAUAUUGACAACCACGCGCAGAGGGGGAAUUAUGCGGAUUAUGGACAAGUGAAGUACCAGUCAAAUCUUUCCGACGACCAUGAUGUAAUUUUUGGCACAGCGGAUAAAGUUUUUGGCCAGCAAUGCAUUUGGAUGGAAUCACGUAUUGAAUGGCUCUCAAAAUUGGAGGCCAGGAGUGAAGAGGUGGCCCCCAAAAAGGGGAGUCAACUAAUAAAUGAACUACAGAUUCGUCGUCCUAGUGAAGGGCAAUUACCAAAAUGAGUGGGUGAGCAAGUGAUGUGGAUGUUGGUGAGUCUUUGUGGUGGUGAUGUUGGAGAUUUCCUCUUUAAUGGGCAUGGACUUAAAGUGCAAUGACAAUCACUUAAUCAAUGUUACCGUAAAAGGAACGUGACAAUUUUCGGUGGGUUGGACCUUUGAAGAGGGAGGGGUAGGUAUGAGGAACAUAGAAUGGACAACAUUGUUAUAUUAUCUUUGUUCCUGAGAACCUUUGGCAUCUGCUGGAAUUUUGUAGAAGUCCCUUCUCACCUACCUUCCCCCCUAAAUUACAUCGCGUAUAUCGCACUCCUCGAUUCCGCCCAACCACUUACCUUGUAUCCAAUACAAUUACCUAUUAUUUUAUUUCAAUUAUCUAAUAAAGGUUUGCUUAGUUCUUCGUUUUGCACUCUAAUUGUCAUGGAGUGGGCCAGCCA